Ictalurus punctatus (channel catfish) is the source of this 2334-nucleotide messenger RNA. RefSeq names its product SIN3-HDAC complex associated factor, like (gene sinhcafl). Gene Ontology annotation, biological process: negative regulation of cell migration. The transcript has 6 exons. Bases 70 to 750 code for a protein of 226 amino acids. The record is from RefSeq and is a predicted model, not a curated record. NCBI's taxonomy places the organism in Eukaryota, Metazoa, Chordata, Actinopteri, Siluriformes, Ictaluridae.
GUAAGACAUGCGCAGUGCGGAGGAAUAAAAACGGACGGAAUUUCAAAGUUUCCGACGGAUCAACCAGAGAUGUUUGGAUUUCACAAAUCCAAGAUUUAUCGCAGCCAUGAAGGCUGUUGCAUUUGCAAGACCAAGUCCUCCAGUUCCCGGUUCACAGACAGCAGCAGAUACGAGGAAACCUUCCGCCUCUGCUUCGGUUUAUCUGAAGACCGAGUCGGCGACAUCUGCAAUGCCUGUGUACUGCUCGUAAAGCGAUGGAAAAAGUUACCACAUGGCUCGAAGAAGAACUGGAGUCACGUGGUGGAUGCGAGAGCGGGACCCGGCUUCAAGCUGACGAAACCCAAGAAAGUGAAGAAUAUGGAUGGGAAGAAGAAAAGCAAGCUGAAGAAGCUUCACAAGUUUAAACGGCAGAAUUCUGACGCCCACAGCACUACAUCCAGCAUGUCUCCCUCUCAGUCUCCCAGCCACAGCAACCAAUCUGACGACGGCUCGGACGUUGAGACCAAGCAGAGGCGCCCGACACCAGCAGGCUUCUCGUUUCUUGACCUCUCCUACUGGAAGAGACAGAAGGUGUGCUGUGGCAUCGUGUACAAAGGGCGUUUUGGUGAAGUCAUCAUCGACCCUCGGCUCUUCAAGCCCUGCUGCGGGGCAAAGCAGCCGCCGGCGGUGACAUCGCCCGCUGCCGACUCCCCGUGUGCCGCCGACACACUGCCAUCUCCCCUCGCGGAGGAUUUGAAGGAGACCUGGUGACCUCGUUGCACCUCCGAGCGUCUCCUCGAGGCUCAGUUGCUUUGUCUCCAGUGGCAGACUCUAUCAUUCCCACACAGGACUGUAUAAAUGCUGAAUCCUGCUCCUCCCCCGUUUGUUAUAACAAUUUCCUUUUGAGAUUUUUUUUUUUUUUUUUUUUUUUAAGAAAACCAAAAAAAGCUAUUAAAAAAAAUUUAAGUAUGGGCAUUAGUACAUAUUCAUAGGAUCAGGAUCGAAUUGACGGUUUAUGACGUGUAAUCCAUUUUGUAUGGUUGUUUUGUCUUAUUAUUUUUUUUUAUAUACAUAUAUUUUUUGGCACUGUAAAAUAUUUUGCAUUUUUGUAGUGCUUGUAAAUAUCUUUUUCCAGUGCACCAAAAGCCUCCUAUCUGGCUCCUAGUUUCCUGUGUGUAAAUUGAGUUAUAAAUGUUCAUGAAACAUGGCAUAAUUAUGUGUCCCUGACGUUGCUCAGUUGUGUUGAUGAAAUGGUUUGAAUUUUUAAACAAGCUCUACCGUCUCUACGAGCUCAUUUGAUCUAAAUGUGCCGGUAGCUCGGUCAGUUUUAUAACAGCAUUUUGGUUGGCGAGGUUUAAUCGGGCUGAUUAAUAUUUGCAAAGUGAAUAUAGCUCAGUUUAUGCCCACCAAAUGCACCCGUGUCUGUUAAUCUCUCUUUCCUGGUUGCUAUUGUCACAAGCCCAUGAAAUGCAGGACACACACUUUUUUUGCCAGUCCAUUCCCAAAAAAAAAAAUAAGUGCAUGCUAAUAUUGCUAUUCAAAACGAUAUUUAUUAUAGCAUGCUAAGUCGGCAUGCACUAAAUGUGUCUUGGGUUAUAUUGCUUAGCACUCAGUGUAAUGGUGUGGUAUUUACAUUUUUUUAUUAUGAUUAUUUUCAAAAAAAAAUAGUGCUCACUAGUUAUUGUUCCACUACAGAUUUUAACAGCAUCUGUUGAUACCAUGAUUUAAAAAAAAAAAAAAGCUCUACAUCUGUUUUGGCAGAUGCUUCUAACCAUUGCAUGCUUCUCAUUAUUGUAAAUGUGUUCAUGUACAAAAAAACAUCAGCAAUAAUGUUCACUGUUUUUGCAUCAUCAUACAGUGUGCAGCUUUUAAAUUCAACAAUGUGAUGGCUUUUCGCCUUUUGCAACGGGUUUUUUUAUUUUUUUUAUUUUCCGGACUCAGGCAGCUUAUAAUCCGAAGUAACGGUGCGAAGAAAUUCAUGUUUUUAAAUGCGUUGCAUUUGUAGGAACUAAGAAAUGACAUUAAGCCUUUCUUGUAUUAUUGGAAUGAAUUAACAAAGCAAUAGCGCUCUCUGGCUUCCAGACUACCGAGCUGGUUAUUUACAUAAUGUCAGUAAGGUUCAGGGAAACUAUUUACUUGGUACAUUUUCAGUCACUGUUAAUGUGCCUUAUGAGAGAUUUAACAUGAAUUUGUGUUUUCUAAUUUAUACUAUUUAUUCAAACAUAUCUGUACAAUUGAUGCUGUAAAAGAGGUUUUGUGCACUUUUUUAUAUACAUUUAUAAUGUUUUCUUUAUAUAUUUUUUAUCUUGAUUGUCAUUACAUUUUCAAUUUAAUAAAUCUUUGUAUGCAAAAUCA